Messenger RNA from Manihot esculenta (cassava), 816 nucleotides. RefSeq names its product 40S ribosomal protein S13. Lineage: Eukaryota; Viridiplantae; Streptophyta; Magnoliopsida; Malpighiales; Euphorbiaceae. Gene Ontology annotation, cellular component: cytosolic small ribosomal subunit; ribosome; nucleolus. Bases 132 to 587 code for a protein of 151 amino acids. The transcript has 5 exons. The record is from RefSeq and is a predicted model, not a curated record. Gene Ontology annotation, biological process: translation. Gene Ontology annotation, molecular function: small ribosomal subunit rRNA binding; structural constituent of ribosome.
GACCAGGGCCAUUUCGGUAUUUGACAUGCCUAUUAAUAGAAAAGCUUUCGGCAGGAUUUUCUAGGGUUUGCGGCUCGUUGAGAGGAAACUAGGCCAGAGAAGAGACUGCUGUACCUUCGUCUUCGCCAACCAUGGGUCGUAUGCACAGUCGCGGUAAGGGUAUUUCUGCUUCAGCUCUGCCUUACAAGAGAACUCCACCCAGUUGGCUCAAGAUCUCUCCUCAGGAUGUUGAGGAGAACAUUUGCAAAUUUGCAAAAAAGGGGCUUACUCCUUCACAGAUUGGUGUCAUUCUCCGUGAUUCUCAUGGUAUUGCUCAGGUCAGGAGUGUUACUGGAAGCAAGAUUUUGCGCAUCCUCAAGGCUCAUGGUCUUGCCCCUGAAAUUCCUGAGGAUUUGUACCAUCUCAUCAAGAAGGCUGUUGCAAUUAGGAAGCAUUUGGAGAGGAACAGGAAGGAUAAGGAUUCCAAGUUUCGAUUGAUCCUUGUUGAGAGCAGGAUUCAUAGGCUUGCUCGAUACUACAAGAAAACAAAGAAGCUACCUCCUGUCUGGAAAUACGAAUCAACCACUGCCAGCACACUUGUGGCCUAGGCUAGAUAUGUUUUGCAGCGAAGUUUUUGGGAUAUGCAGAAUAGAUUUUCUACUCUCUUGAGAUCUUAUUGUUGUUCAUAACUGGUAGAAAUUCCUGUUAUGAAAAUUUGGGAGGAGGAUGUAGUGGAUUGAAGAACUUUGUUUAUGCACUAAAUGUUUGCUUGGUUUUAACUUUGGGAAUGUACUGUGUUUGCCAUUUAGAUAUAACAUUCCAAUUAGUAUUAUCUUA